AGCAACACAUCGAUUUUCAGUCAUUGAAGUCAUUCAGGCCGAAAUGGGGCUGCUGUCAAUUCGAUUAAAACCCAAUUUUUUGGGUUUAUUGCGAUCUUUGAACAGUAUAAACUGGUUUAUUGUGUUUUUUAGCUUAAUUAACCUAUCCGAAUGUAUUUACGAGGAUCAAAUCGGCAAAUUUGACUGGCGUCAAACCUAUGUCGGGAGGAUUAAGUUUUCGCAAUUCGACACAGUUUCUACAGCGAAGAAAAUAAUUGUUGCUACGGAAGAGAAUGUACUGGCGGCUUUGAAUUUGAAGACGGGUCAAGUGGUAUGGCGUCAUGUAUUCGAGUCUGCGUCUGCGGGAAAUAUCCAGUUACUUCAUGUCAGCGAUAAAGUGGUGACGGUGACAGGAGCAAACCCAUACCUUGUGCGGGGAUGGGAUUCUAAUACUGGUAUUCUGCUCUGGGAAUGGUCCCUCACACUCCAGAAUGAUGACCAGGCAGAGUUCUCAGAGUGGUGGGUGCAGGACAACAUGCUGGUGCACAUGUUGCCUGUUUUCGGCUCACAAAUUGAGGUCACCAUGUACAACUUGAUGUCAGGGCAGAAUAGAGGAUCCACUUCCAAGUUACCAGCCCUCUGGACUAAUGAUGGUUGCAUCCUGGCUGCACCGCAGUACGUCUGUGCUUCCGGAAAAAUGGGAAGCAAUCUCCUCAUCUCCCUCGAUGUCACCUCCCAAGCUGUCAAGAUCAUCAGCCAGCCAGUCUCCAAUUACAUUGACAUUGAAAAGUAUUCUGGCAACAUCCGACCAUUGGACGGCAACAGUGCCAUGCCUGGCUUUAUACUUGAAGAUUCCGAAAUAGUCUUGAUCAAAGAGCAUGAGUUUGAGGUGCUCAAUGUGCCGUUGGCUCAUCCAUUGGCGAGUGUGGCGAUUGUUGAUGGACCUAGUGUAUCAAUAGUCCUGCAAGUUUGGGAUGACAGUGUAAAGGGUCUGUCGAUGUGCGCCCACUUGGUGUCGGGCGAGGAGGUGGCGGGGCUGCGCGCGGCGCCGGACGCGCGCGGCGCGGAGCCCACGCUGGUGGGCGCGCUGUGUGCGCGCGGCGCGCGCGAGCAGCUCGCCUGCCGCCUGCUGCUCGUGGCCGAGGACGACUCGGCGCUGCUCGUGCAGCAAGGAGGUCGCGUGCUAUGGACGCGCGAGGAGGCGCUGGCAAACGUUGUGUCGGCGCAGUUCGUGGACCUGCCGGUUUCGGACCUCGACGCCGCCAUCGAGGCUGAAUUCGACCACAAAGAAGCUGCCAAGAUGUACGGUUCGGUGUGGGGAGCGUUCACUCGACGACUGCGCACGCAGUACCAGCAGCUGCAGACGCUACUGCGGGGGCUGAGCGGCGAGCGCGCCAUGAGCGAGCCCUCGCCGCUCGUGCGCGACUACUUCAACCUGCACAAGAUCAUCGUGCUGGUGACCCGCGCGGGCAAGAUAUUUGGCAUGGACAACUUAUCGGGCGCGAUCCUGUGGCAGCGCUACGAGCCGCAACUAGACGCGGAGGGCGCGCGCAUGUUCCUGCGCCGCGCCGCGCGCCACCCGCCGCACGACGCGUGCCUGACCAUCGUCGGCAAGCAGGCGGAUAACGGCAACGGGCUGGUGAUCAACUUAAACCCGAUCCGUGGAACACCGACGGGCGAGGGCACGGUGCCGCUGGACUCGCGGCUGCUGCAGGCCGCCGUGCUGCCGCAGCCCGACGGCGACGGGCUGCACGCGCUGCUGCUGCUGGACUCCGACGAGACGGUGCAGAUUUUCCCGCUAUCCGCGGCGCCGCUAGUCGAGAACAUGUUUAUCUACGUAGCGGAUGGAAACACUGCCAAGGUUCAGGGCUACGCUCUUCGAUAUGACGGAAAAACUGUAGUGGCGGAGAAGACUUGGUCGCUGAACCUCGGCGGGUUCGAAGGCUCCGGGCACCGCAUCGUGUCGGCGGUGGGCAAGCGGCCCGCCGAGCGCGUGCACUCGCCCGGCCGCGUGCUCGGGGACCGCUCCGUGCUCUACAAGUACUCCAACCCCAACCUCGUGCUCUUCGUCUCCGAGGGCCCCGACCCGCUGCACAAGGACGUAGUGGUAGCGACGUUGGUGGACGGCGCGUCGGGCGCGGUGGUGGCGGCGCAGGCGCAGCGCCGCGCGCGCGCCGAGCCGCUCGCCGUGCACUCGGACAACUUCGUCGCUUACGUGUACUACAGCGACCGCCAGCGGCGGUACGAAGUCGCGACCAUGGAGCUGUACGAGGGCAAGCAGCGCUGGCUGCCAGCAGGCGCGGCGUUCAGCUCGCUGCGGUCGGAGCGCGCGCCCUCCGUGGAGCGCCAGACCUACAUCCUCACCGCCGCACCCACUGCCGCCGCCACCACGCACACCGAGCGCUCGCUCACCGACAAGCACGUGCUGCUGGCAUUAUCGACGGGCGCGAUAGUUGAGCUACCCUGGGCGUUCCUUGAGCCCCGGCGGUCAGCAACGCUGAGCCCGGAGCAGCGCGAGGAGGGCCUCAUCCCGUACGCGCCGGAGCUGCCGCUGCCGGCCGAGGCCGUGCUCAACUACAACCGCUCGCUGCACCGAGUCAACGCACUAUAUACUGAGGCCUCAGGCCUCGAGAGCACCAGCUUAGUGCUAGCCACUGGACUCGAUCUGUACUACACGCGAGUGGCGCCCUCAAAAACAUUUGAUCUCCUGAAAGACGACUUCGACUACUACCUCAUCACGCUGGUGCUGGCCGGGCUCGUCGUCGCCACCUACAGCUCCAAGUACUUCGCCUCACGGAAAACCUUAAAGAACGCAUGGAAGUGAUGCGUUGUAAAGAAAUUUUGACUGUAUAGCUGGAGCGUUAGGGUUGACAUUUGAAUGAUAGUGUUGAUUCAUAUUUUGAGCGUCCGUAUUGAGUCUAUUCAUUACGACGCUCAAAUAAUUGGACUGGAUGUGUGUAAUCCCUCAGUUAGGGAAAUAUCAAAUAGGGUCAGGUUUGUAGGUGUUAUCCUUGUGAUACAUCAACGGGUAGUUUGUAAGGUAUAAACUACUCAAUGUUUCUCUGUUUUGUUACCCAGUAAUAGUAAGUAAAUUGACUUGGCACCAGCAAAGCCAAGCAGUUCGAUAGUGUGCAGUGUGAAAUAUUUAUUAUCAAUAUAAAAUAUUCUAAAUAUUCCUUAUACUCAAGAUAACACUUUCAUAUACAUUAUCAUAUUAUCAAUUAAUAAUAUUUAUAGCAUACAUGGCAUUACCGAGCACUGUUCAAAACACCAAAUCACCUAGUCUGUGAUCUGUGAAAUCACCAAAUCACCUCACAACGCCAUAUAACUUCAUGUACAAUAAGAACUUUAAACAUAAAUAUAUUUAUAGAGUUGAUUAAAUUAAGCCUCACGACGGUGCAUUUACUUUAAAAUAACACUGCCAUCUAUACAGUCCAGAUUUCAUUUCCAAAGCAGUUAUGAAGAUAGAAAUGUAACCGCAAGUGUUCCACAAAAUCAAGUUAAGAGUGUAUGAUAUAUUCACUAGUUUUGUUGUAGCGUAGGAUGAUGUGGUCACAGCGGAAGCUACCAACAAUUUCGGGGAGAGGUGAUAUUGAAAAAGAUGAGCGUUGUGAAAUGGGGCACAAUUCGGCAUUGUUUUUUUGGCAGAACGUGACAUCGUUAAUCUUUUUAAUUAUUAAUAUGUCACGAGAUUGGCCAUAUCGUAUUGCCUGGACUUUAAUUUUCUAUGAAUUCCAAUUGUUUGUAUCGUUGUUCUAGUUUUAGUUAAUGUUACGACUUGUUCACCUUGUCGGUGACAAGUUGUCACCGCCAGUAAAUAAGGCAGUAGCUUGGAUGCCAAAAGAUAGCAUGUGCUAGUGAAUGGUAAAGUUGCAAGCAACAUUAGAUGCAUAACAGAUCAAAAAUGCAUAAACGUCACUGGCUACAGUAUCCACCUGCCGAUGGGUGCACACGUCACUUGCAGUCUUGUCAAGUUACCCAUAAAUGAUAUACAAACGUACUUAAAUACAAAUUCAUUAAAAUAGGGAGCGUGCAUGAACUGUAGGAGUCAGCACAGGAGCUGUCAGAUUUUUGGCGCGAAGCGUAAAUGUGAGGUUUAUUGUUCCGAUGUAGCCCACAAGAUGGCAGAACCUACUAUGCACAAGAAAACACUUGACGUGUAAAUGUGCAUGUUUAUGGUUCCGAUUCAGACCACAAGAUGGCAGACCCUCCAACGCGCACGGUCCCUAUACUCCAAGCCCAGGAACUAUUUGUGCCUAAAAGAAAUAUUUGCAUGCCUACUGGUGUGUAUUUCCGGCUGAAAACAAUCUGAAUUGAGCCCCUCACCUGAUAUGGCCUUAAAUAAUAGCUGUCAAAAUUACUAGAACGAUGAAAGUAUGUGACAUGUUAGUAUCAGUUUUUAUAUAUAUAGUAGAAUUGUAAUUAUUUAGCUAGCCCAAUUUAAAAUGUUUAGUUUAAGAUAUUUGCUAUUAUUGGCCUGAAAAAUGAUUGGUUCAGAAUAUAGAAAUAUUUAAUUUACUUUGCUAUCCAUUCCAAUAUGGCCCUAAUAUCUACUGAGUUAAGUAGUCAUACUUAAAUUCGUGUGAUAGUAUUUCUGACUAUCUUGUAUCUAAUAUAUCUUUAAAAAAUGUAUCGCAUUUAUCCUAUCCAGAUAGACUGUCCUUACCCCACGGUAAUUGAUAAACUUCCUGUCGAGGUUUGAGAGUUUUAGACAAUAUAUAGUGGGUCAAUAUUUAUGAGUGGUAUCAUGCUUUUGUAUUUAUUUGGGUGAUGACGGCCUUAUUGUUUUAUUUUAUUUAACUGUAUUCAUGAAGUUAUAGUCCAAAUAUAAAUCAAUUUAAAUUAUCCUUAAGUGAUAGUAGUCAAGCGCGGAAGAAGCACGCAAGAAUAAUGAAAUGGUUAAUAACUAGCGUUACUUCUAGAAUAAGAUUAUUAUGGGGAUCACUUUAAGUAUAUUGCGAUGGUUUAUUGGUUAUACUUUGCUUAUUAGGCUCCUGCUCCAUACUUUCAUAUAAACAAAUCAUAAUUAGAUUGCAUUGAUUUUUUUGUUUACAUUUUAUACUUACAACUCAAUAUAAAUCCAAAUCGUGCAACUAAAUAUCACUAUUGCUCACACGGUACGUUGUUUUUAGUGGUUAAGGUUAAGUAUUACGAAUUUGUUUAUUUAUGAAUUGUUUUUACAUUAAAUAAUUACGAUUAA
This is a messenger RNA of Cydia pomonella (codling moth), 5179 nucleotides long. RefSeq names its product ER membrane protein complex subunit 1 (gene EMC1). Gene Ontology annotation, biological process: protein folding in endoplasmic reticulum. Gene Ontology annotation, molecular function: protein binding. The transcript is spliced from 17 exons. NCBI's taxonomy places the organism in Eukaryota, Metazoa, Arthropoda, Insecta, Lepidoptera, Tortricidae. Gene Ontology annotation, cellular component: EMC complex. The coding region runs from base 44 to 2803 and encodes 919 amino acids. The record is from RefSeq and is a predicted model, not a curated record.